UGAUGAUUUGCGCAUGCAACCACAGCAACCAACCGUGUCAGUUAUUAGUUCUCCACUAUUGUUCCUUCUUGACUGUGUUGUAAAAUGAACGCCACAAAGAGCAGAUCAUUGAUUCGGUCUCUAGCCGCUGCAUCUACUUCCUCAGUCGCAGCGCUGACCGUAUAUGACAGCAGUGGCAAGGGAACACAUAAUUAUCCCACCAAUGUUCCCACUACCGCAAUCUCUGGUCCACUUUCUUUCGGUGGAUUGUCUGUGAUGAGGGGUGUUACAACAUGUUGCGAGGCACCACAAAAAUCGCCCAUGGAAACUACAGGUCGUCCUUCUUGGCUUCGCCGUACAUUGGCAUCCCUUCGACUAUCGUCUCUACCCAUUCCCCGCCUGAUUGUCCCGGGCGAUCCCGCCUUUGUCAUGGAUCCUCGGCUCUUACAAAAGCGCCAAGACGAUGAGAUCCAAAUGCAAGAACUGGUUCGAACUGCCAUUGCAUCCCGGGAGCACCGCAAGAAUCCCAAAGCGCUCCAAGAGCUCAAUGAUAAGUGUUUGGAGCUUGCGUACGGGGAAGGUGUCACCAUGAAGAUUCGACAGGAUUUUAUUCAUAGACACGGAUGUACAGGAUGGACCGAUGACGUGUUGGAUGCCAUCAUUGAGUUGGGCAAGGAUCGAGGCGUGGUAGAAAUUGGAGCAGGCAAUGGUCAAUGGGCCAGAGCCAUCAUGGAUCGAUCCACAUCAACAAUCCACAACAACAGCAACAAUAAUGACACUCGACGGAAAAAGAAGUUUGAUCUCGUCUUGGCAUUCGAUGACCGAAGCGAAUUGCCAUUGGAUCAACAAGUCUUUAACAAAAAGACUCAGAUACAUCGGGAUUACUUUUACGAUAAAGUCAAAAAGUGCGAUGCCAACUUCUCCAAUACACUGCGACACUGGGAAUGCCGGGGGCGAGUACUGCUGCUGGUGUACCCACCACCAGGGGACAUGGCCAUUAACGCUGUAGAACAGUACGUAUCCGCGGCACCCAUCAACGACACGGUAAUCUACGUGGGAGAGGGAAGGGGAGGAGCCAAUGCAAACGAGGCACUCUUUGAUCAGUUGGAAAGUGGAGACUGGAUUUUGAUGAGAGUCAUGAAGGUGAAGAGCUUUGGGUCCAAAGGAUAUGAGCAACUGUACAUUCUCAAACGGAGGAAUCCUCAAUCUUAGCUAUUGGCUUGCUACCGCUUGACGAAGAUACCUAGCUUCAUGAUGAGAUGACUGACUACGGGUAGGAAUGCUACAAAGCUUACCGAACCGAUGUGGGCGGCCAUCAUGUACAAGGAGGCUCUUUGCUUUUUCAGGCUUUGGGCAUCCGGGCGCCGUCAGAAGAGCUUUCAGCAUAGGCGUAAUCGUUUCUCGACAGUGUUCAACAUGGACAACACAACACAACACAACAAAAAAGACAACACUGUUUUGCUGCUAACGUACGGGCAGGUCUACCUGACCUACUUAUUUAGUCUGACAGAGAGAAGUGAGCCACUCUCCACUCACCAACAACAGAUAGCUUUUGUUCCUCCCUUCUGCUGCGUCGGUUCUUCAUCCGUCCCGAUGAUACCGUACAGUACUGGUAGUAGGUUCCUUUUUGUAUUAUACCCUACCGGUACGGUUUUAGCAAAGAGCACUUGUAUCAUACGUCAAUUUCCCUUUUCCUGGCCCAUUCAGAAGUCAGAGAUUGGAGAUCGUCCCGAGUACAUGAUGUAUUGAAGGGUCCAAGCAGUCCGAAUAACCCUGCUUAGCCGGUGUAAGACUAGUGACUCAGAAA
This is a messenger RNA of Seminavis robusta, 1786 nucleotides long. The record is from the annotation of a GenBank genome assembly. Lineage: Eukaryota; Bacillariophyta; Bacillariophyceae; Naviculales; Naviculaceae.